AAAAUUGUGCUGUCUUUCUCAAAAAUGGAAAACCUCACGCCAGAUCAAUGGCGCGAGAUUGUGAACAAGAAGAUGCAGUUCCCCCCGGAGCUCAUCGGUGCCAUCCAGGAGGGGAAAAUACACAUGAUGUGUAGCCUGCUGAAGACUGGCGAUGGCAUCAUCCGCCAGCUGGAUGAGUCUGAAGAUCGCCUGUGGAGGGAGGCCCUCAACCUGUCGAUCCGCCUGGGCAACGAGGAUGCCAUGGAUGCCCUCCUGCAGGGGGUCAAGUUUGACUUCCGACAGAUUCACGAGGCACUGCUGGUGGCUGUGGACACCAACCAGCCCCAAGUGGUUAAACGUCUGCUGGACCGACUGGACCAGGAGAAAGCCAACAAGAUGGAUGUGCGUUCCUUUUCUCAGGCCAUCUUUGACCACUCUAUUGACAAUUCCCAAUUUGCCCCCGGGGUGACCCCUCUGACCUUAGCCUGCCAGAAGGACCUGUAUGAAAUAGUCACGAUGCUCACCCAAAAAGGUCAUAUCAUCCCGUGGCCACACAAGAUCUCCUGUGCCUGUCUGGAGUGUCGUAAUGGCCGGCAGUAUGACCUACUGAAGUUCUCUUUGUCCCGCAUCAACACGUACCGUGGCAUUGCCAGCCGCGCCUACCUGUCCAUCACCUCCGAGGACGCCAUGCUCAGUGCUUUCAGCCUCAGCAAAGAGCUUCGCAAGCUCGCAAAGAAAGAGCCAGAGUUCAAGCCGGAGUACCUGGCCCUGGAGGAGCUCUGCCAGGAGUUUGCUGUGGAGCUGCUGGGGAUGUGUCGCAACCAGAGCGAGGUGACCACCAUCCUGAACAGUUGUGGAGAUGAGAGCCAGGAUGCCGUGAACCAGCUGGCCUUCGAGGAGGGCAUCCCCAAUCUGUCACGCCUGCGACUGGCUGUCAACUACAACCAGAAGAAGUUUGUAGCCCACCCUAUCUGCCAGCAGGUGUUGUCUUCGAUCUGGUGUGGGAACCUGGCAGGCUGGAGAGGCAGCAAGACAACCUGGAAGCUACUGGUCUCCGUGGGAAUCUUCGUCACCAUGCCCCUCCUCUGCCUCAUUUACUGGAUUGCACCAAAGUCAAAGAUAGGAAAGACACUCAAGAUUCCUGUCAUCAAGUUCCUGCUUCACUCAGCCUCCUAUCUGUGGUUCCUCAUCGCACUGCUCGGAGAGUCCAUAACCAUGGAGAUGUAUCGAGACAAUUUUGCUUCACGGCAGCAGAACAUCCUGCACAGCUCGAUCCACAUGGUGUGGGUUGCCGGAUUCUUCUGGUAUGAAUGCAAGGAGGUGUGGAUUGAAGGCCUGCGAAGUUACUUCCUGGACUGGUGGAACUGCUUGGACAUGAUGGUGCUCAGCAUGUACCUGGCCUCUUUUGCUUUACGCGUGCUUGUCAUGCUCAAAGGCUACUUCCUGUGCCAUGAUCCCAACUGGGAGGCAGAGUGUAUCUAUUUCACCCAGACAUUGCGUGAGGAGUGGCACCAGGAGGACCCCCAGCUGAUUGCUGAGGUGCUGUUUGCAGUCACCAGCAUGAUGAGCUUCACUCGGCUGGCGUUCAUCCUGCCAGCCCAGGAGUCUCUGGGAACGCUGCAGAUCUCCAUCGGGAAGAUGAUUGAUGACAUGAUGAGGUUCAUGUUCAUAUUAAUGAUCAUUGGAACGGCUUUCCUCUGCGGUAUCAACAACCUCUACGUCCCUUAUGUCAUCUCUCCACAUCUUGGCAGGUUUAAUGAGACCUUCCGCUUCCUGUUCUGGACCAUGUUUGGCGUGGCCAACCAGGACUACGUGGACAUGCCAGACUUUGUGGUGGCAGAGUUUGUAGGCCGGAUCCUGUACGGGAUCUUCACGCUCGUCAUUGUGAUCGUCCUGCUCAACAUGCUCAUUGCUAUGAUCACCAACUCCUUCCAGAAAAUUGAGGAUGACGCGGACGUGGAGUGGAAAUUUGCCAGAUCAAAGCUGUAUCUAAGUUACUUCCGAGAGGGCCUCACCAUGCCCGUGCCCUUCAACAUCAUCCCGUCUCCCAAAGCUAUCUUUUACAUCAUAAGGGGUAUCUUCAGGAAUUUCUGCUGCUGCUGUAAUCUCAACUCUGGGCCAGAAUAUCCCCCGAUCACCUCCCUGUCUAAUGGGAUGGGACCAGGCGGAGGAGACAGUCAGUCCCCCUACCGGCAGCAGGUGAUCAGCGCCCUGGUUCACCGCUACAUCGAGUCAGCCCGCAGGGAGUUUGAGGAGAGCAAAAGAAAAGAUGUCGGUAAUCGGAUCACAGAGCUGAGCAAAGUGGUCAGCCGGCUGCACAAUGACAUGAAAGUCGUCCAUCAGCUUCUGGUGGAUGAAAACUGCAGUGCAGGAGAUGGAUCCAACAAGGACGGCUCCUCCAUGUUGGGGAAAUACAUCAUGGGUGCCAGGAAUAACUUCAGGGGUUUUAACAACGGACAAAAUGAGAAACAAGCACCACUUCAAGUGACAGUGCAUCAUGGAGCAGAGGAGGUGGCUCCGCAGCAGCACAGGGACGUGGAUGAAGGAAAGCUUGAAUCAGCUGAUAUGAAGCUGCAGAUAGAUACGGAACAGAGGGAAAGGAAUGGGGUGGGAUAUGCAGAGCAGUCAAAGCAGUUAUCAGACUGCGAUGUUGUGAAAAUGGAGGAAGGCAGAGCACAAGGAGAGGUGGGAGAGAAGUGGAUAGAGGGAAAAGAAAAAGUGAAAGCAGAAAAGACUGAGGUAGAGAAAGUAGAGGAUCGGGUGGCAGCUGAGGCCAUACAACAUGAGGGACAAGAUAGAAGAGAAGGAGAGAAACUCAAAACAGAGAAAACAGGUGAGCAAGCCAGAGGCUGGAAAGGCAGCAGUGGGAAGGUAGAUAUGGCAGAUGAGAAAGACAUAGCAGCAAAGAUUAAAGACGAAGAGGCAAAAGAGAAAAAAGUGGAGGCAAGUUGGAUGAAGGGUGGAAAGUUCGAGCAUAAUGCAGCAGAGAAGGAUGUUGUGAGGGAGAGCACUGACAAGCCUGCAGCAGUGAAAGGGGUUCCCUCCCCAACAGGCAGCAACAGCUCCCAGGACACUGGCUUUGGGUCCCAGGAAGGGGAGGGGUCCAUUGAUGGGACAACAGGAAAUCCCUAAACUCAGUGGCACUUCACUGCAAGGACAGGACCUGCUAUCUGGGAGUUUGGGCCACUGGUCACUUUGCCCAAGGAGUAUUUGGCACCAAAGAUAUCUGUGUUUGUGGUAGAUAGCUCAAAGUUGGUAUUGGUUUUUAUUCUAUAUCCUAAAAUGUAUGAAUUAAUAACUUUUGAAAACUACAUUUCAAUCUUCAUCAUUAAUAAGUCCAGUGAGAAUCAACAAAACUUAUACUUGUCUAGCUAACUUUGCUUACUU
Molecule: messenger RNA, 3366 nt
Organism: Myripristis murdjan (pinecone soldierfish)
Lineage: Eukaryota; Metazoa; Chordata; Actinopteri; Holocentriformes; Holocentridae
Product: short transient receptor potential channel 2-like
Exons: 13
Coding region: 25-3111 (1028 amino acids)
Biological process (GO): single fertilization; regulation of cytosolic calcium ion concentration; calcium ion transmembrane transport
Cellular component (GO): cation channel complex; plasma membrane
Molecular function (GO): inositol 1,4,5 trisphosphate binding; store-operated calcium channel activity
Source: RefSeq, a predicted model, not a curated record